AUUAUUUGAUGCUAAACAUGCCCAAGCAAGUGAAUACAAAAAUGAAUUCUAUGCUGAUGGUGGCAAACUUUUUUGUCAUGUUUGUAAAAUUACUAUUGAUCAUACCUGCAAGUUAAUUAUUGAUAACCAUCGUAUAUCAAAAAAACACCAAUCAAAUUUAAAACUUAAAAACACUACUUCACAAAAAUCACAUCAAAUUACUAUUACCUCAUGUCAUAAAGUAUUAAGUGAACAUAAACAAAUUAAUGUUGACUUAAUAAAUACUUUAACUGCAGCUAACAUUCCAUUAGAAAAAGUAGAAAAACUAAAGACUUUGUUUUUAAAUAAAUACUAUCCAAAUUUACCUCCUAUUGAAAAUCCAAUUGAUUUAGAAAAUUUAAAUAUACCAAAUACUAUUCGUUCUAUUCUUCCACCUCUUUCGAUUAAAACUAGAUGGAAUACUUGGUUCUGA
Cetraspora pellucida is the source of this 451-nucleotide messenger RNA. The record is from the annotation of a GenBank genome assembly. Lineage: Eukaryota; Fungi; Glomeromycota; Glomeromycetes; Diversisporales; Gigasporaceae.